AGCAGUAUCAUAUCCUGUCUACUUAAAUCCUCUGUCUACCCAUUUUAUAUUGCAGUCAGAUCAUCAACACAUAUGGAGUUCGAAAAUCAUCGAGAACAACUGGUGUUGAGAGACAACCUCGGAGGGAUCAGAAUGAAGACCAACUAUUCUUUAGUUAGUAGCGCCGGCAAAGCGUCGGCGCCGGAGAAUCCGACUAGCCGGAUUGAUUCGUUUCGCGAGCUCGAAAAUGGCGCCCCCAUCACCGCUCCCGCCGACAAGAAGCUGGCUUGGCUCCGCUCUCAGAUCAUCGGUGGUGACGUCGAGUUCGACACGCCGUUCGGGAAGCGCCGCCUCACUUACGCUGAUCACACCGCCUCCGGCCGCUCUCUUCACUACAUUGAGAACUAUAUCAUCAACAACGUCCUUCCAUUCUAUGGCAACAGUCACACUAGUGACAGUUACGUGGGAUACCAGACGACGAAGAUUGUGAAGGAGGCUUCGGAGUACGUGAAGAAAUGCAUGGGAGGAGGGGAAAACGACGCCAUAAUAUUUUGCGGCUCCGGGUCGACGGCGGCGAUCAAACGGCUCCAAGAAGUGAUGGGAAUCGCAGUCCCUUCAAUCAUUAGGGAAAAGUUGGUGGAGUGGUGGGUGGGCAAGGAGGAGGAGAGAUGGGUGGUUUUUGUGGGGCCGUACGAGCACCACUCCAACAUCCUGUCGUGGCGGCAGAGCCUGGCGGAGGUGGUGGAGAUCGGGUUGACCCAAGAUGGGCUCAUAGACAUGGAAGCCUUGAAGCUCAAGCUGGAGUCCUACAAAUCAACCAAUAGGCCGCUGUUAGGCUCAUUCUCCGCCUGCAGUAAUGUCACCGGAACUUACUCCGACACCCGAGCCAUCGCUCGUCUUCUCCAUCGAUAUGGAGCCUUCGCUUGCUUUGAUUUUGCAGCAAGCGGGCCAUAUACGAAGAUUGAUAUGAGAUCAGGGGAAAUUGACGGAUACGAUGCAGUUUUCCUGAGCCCACAUAAGUUUUUGGGUGGGCCAGGGACACCAGGAAUCCUUAUGAUGAGCAAGAUUCUAUAUCAACUAGGAUCUUCACCGCCGUCAACUUGUGGAGGCGGCACCGUCGAUUUUGCCAACCCUUACAGUGAGAAGGAUACAUUAUACGUGGAGAACAUUGAAGAGAGGGAAGAUGCAGGAACGCCGCCCAUCAUCCAGAAAAUCAGAGCAGCGUUGGCGUUUUGGGUGAAGGAAUUGAUAGGGCAGAAGGUGAUAGAGAGAUUGGAGCAUACGUACAUUAAUGAAGCCCUGGAAAGGCUGCUCCCAAACCCAAACAUAUGGGUAUUGGGCAAUGUAACAGCAAAGAGACAGGCUGUCCUGUCUUUCCUAAUUUACACCACCGCCUACUCCUCAUCAGCUGACAUUAAUGGUCAGGACAAACAACUUUAUCUAUGGAGAGAAAGUGGAAACAUGAGAGAUAAGCCUCUCCAUGGCCCUUUUGUUGCCAAGCUACUCAAUGACCUGUUUGGCAUCCAAGCCCGGGGAGGGUGCGCUUGUGCAGGGCCAUAUGGACACAGCUUGCUCAACGUUCACCAAACUCGCUCGCUUGCCUUCAGAUCUGCCAUUCAAAAGGGGUACACAGGAGUAAAGCCAGGGUGGACAAGGAUUAGUUUUCCAUACUACAUGUCAAAAGAAGAAUUUGAGUUUACCAUAGCAGCACUGGAGUUUUUGGCUAUCUACGCCCAGAGGUUCCUUCCGCUUUACAGUUUCAACUGGAAAACAGGGGGGUGGAGUUUCAAGAAGAAGGCACUGAAGGAGACUCUUCUGGGGAAUGGGAAUGGCGUAUUUGAUGGUUCCAUCAUAAAAGAUGAAGGGGCCGGGGGGUUGUCCUUAUCAUCCAAGUAUGCAAAGUACCUGGAGACAGCCAAGUGGAUUGCUAGCCUUCUUCCCAAGUUCCCACCUCAGCAUCCCAUUCCAGAAGAGAUUGAUCCUCACCUCAUACCUUUCCGUCUCUAAUUCCCGCCCAGUUUUGCAGCCUCACAUAAUUGAUUACACUUCUCUUCUCA
Molecule: messenger RNA, 2036 nt
Organism: Ipomoea nil (Japanese morning glory)
Lineage: Eukaryota; Viridiplantae; Streptophyta; Magnoliopsida; Solanales; Convolvulaceae
Exons: 6
Coding region: 73-1986 (637 amino acids)
Source: RefSeq, a predicted model, not a curated record